AUGACUUUGACAACACGCUUGACGUCUCUUGUUCUGGGCCUUGCUUCCCUGAAGCUGGCUGCGGGCGCUGCCAUCGCGCAGCCGGAAGUCGUACCUGGCCCAGGCCUACCCAGCCUUGAGCAACUCGGCCUCACAUCUGCUGAGCUCUACAGCUUGGGCAAGCCAAACAUCACUGCUGUGCUGGGCAACGAGUUCUCUGCCAACUUUGACCCAAGAUGCGGCCCGGCCGAAGCUGCGUAUGUAAAUGUCAACGACAUCAUCGCAUGCUUCCAUUAUCUUGAUCGUCUUGGCCAUCAGGAUUGCGUUGCUCCACCCAACCUGGGAAUAGUCAGAUUUUGCACUGCUGGAAACGGGGUCGUCUCCGGCCAAGCUCUUGACUCUAGAGGUUCUUCUUCUUGGUGCUCGGAUGUGGCAAAGGCCUCCCUCUAUACUAUCGAUCACUGUACUCGUCCUGAUCAAUCUGUUGCUGGAUUCCAAGCUGCCAAUGGUAACGGUAAUCUGAUUGUUGGCUCAACCAACAAGAGGUGGAUUGGAGGCUAG
Messenger RNA from Pochonia chlamydosporia 170, 540 nucleotides. RefSeq lists its product as hypothetical. The coding region runs from base 1 to 540 and encodes 179 amino acids. The transcript has 4 exons. NCBI's taxonomy places the organism in Eukaryota, Fungi, Ascomycota, Sordariomycetes, Hypocreales, Clavicipitaceae. The record is from RefSeq and is a predicted model, not a curated record.